Messenger RNA from Alternaria rosae, 1713 nucleotides. RefSeq names its product major facilitator superfamily domain-containing protein. The record is from RefSeq and is a predicted model, not a curated record. Gene Ontology annotation, molecular function: transmembrane transporter activity. Gene Ontology annotation, biological process: transmembrane transport. The transcript has 4 exons. Gene Ontology annotation, cellular component: fungal-type vacuole membrane. Bases 195 to 1613 code for a protein of 472 amino acids. NCBI's taxonomy places the organism in Eukaryota, Fungi, Ascomycota, Dothideomycetes, Pleosporales, Pleosporaceae.
GUGCUGCAUGACUCGGAAUCCAGAGACCGGAAUCGGACAAAGAGUCGGAACAAUCGUACGAUCGGCAUCAGUCUACACAUGGGAAAAAAGUUGGGUGACCAAAUAUUGUGCAUCGGCGUAGCUAGUCGGAGUCAUAUAAGGUCGCACGGCAGGGUCGAAAAGCAAGAAGGCUAGACGACGCAGUUUUUCACGCGAUGUCGCACUCAGAUGUUGAAGAGAAACAUGUCGUCAGAGACAAGGCAAUCUCUCAAGAAGAUAUGAGUCGCCCCUCGUCCUCAAUUCACAAUGGCAUUCAUCAACAAGACAAAACGGCAAGCGACCACGAGGCAGGAGACAAAGAAGCGAAAAUAGAUGCGAGAUCAACAUUGACUGCCGAGUCCGCUAUUCCUCCACCUCCAGAUGGUGGACUCCAUGCCUGGUUGAAGGUAUUUGGAGGAUUCAUGAUAUACAUCAAUAUUUGGGGCUUCACCCUAACCUACGGCGCUUUCCAAACCUAUUACCGUACCACUCUCCUCACCUCGUCCACCCCCAGCGCAAUAUCAUGGAUCGGAACCGUACAAGCCUGGCUGCUCAUUGUCAUCGGCGUGCUAUCCGGGCCCCUCUUCGAUCUUGGCUAUUUCCGCAGCAUGUUGCUCGUUGGAAACUUUCUGGUCGUGCUGGGCAUCAUGAUGCUCAGUCUGAGUACGCAGUACUGGCAGGUGUUUCUCAGCCAAGGCGUUUGUAUGGGUCUGGGAGCUGGGCUGUUAUACAUACCUAGUCUGGCCAUGGUGGGGGUGUGGUUCAGUAAGAAGAGGGCGUUGGCUAUGGGUAUUGUUAUGAGUGGGAUUGCUGUUGGAGGCGUAAUCUACAUAAUCAUGUUCGACCGCCUUACCAGAAGCGCUGGGUUCCCCUGGGCUAUCCGCGCGAUAGGUUUCGUCGCUUUAGCUGCUGCUCUCCUUUCCAUUCCCGCUCUGCUCUCUGGCUCCGCGUGGUUGAAGCACAAGCGUAAGCGUCGUGCGCUGUUCGAUAAGUCCGCGCUGCAUGACCGCCUCUUCCUUAUCUUCACUGCGUGCUCUUUUAGCACGUUCCUCGGCUACAUCGUACCUUACUUCUAUAUCCCGACAUAUGCGCGCGAGCGACUGGGCAGUUCGGAGAGUACAGCGCUAUAUAUGCUCGUAUUGAGUAUAGCUGGCAGUUUCUUCGGGAGGUUGGUCAGUGGCGUCGCGGCGCAUUGGUUUGGGGCUAUUGUUACGUGGGGGCUUUGUGCGUUUGCGAGUGGAUUAUUGGCGCUGGUUUGGAUCAGCAUAGAGACUGAAAAGACGUUUAUCGCUUUCAGUAUACUCUGGGGUUUCUUCUCUGCCGCUUUGGUCACCGUGCCAUCUGCGGCUUUUGCAAACAUCACACCGGAUCUCUCGCGGUUGGGGACGAGGCUAGGCAUGAGUUGGAGUGUGUCUAGUAUUGCUACGCUUAUUGGUGCGCCGAUUGCCGGGGCUUUGCUAAAGAAGACGGAUGGGCGCACCAACUUCAUUGGGGUGCAGGUUUGGAGUGGCGCUUGUUUGAUGGUUGGGACGGGUUGGUUGGUUGUGCUCUGGACUGUCACUGUGAAAACGCAGAAGAAGGGUUGGAGAGUCUAACGCAGGAACGAGAUAGAAUUACGAGUCACAACUUCCCAUUUGAAGUUCCAAACUUCAAAUUUGCUAACGGGUACUAUAAUACUGGUUCGCUCGAAGCCCG